Messenger RNA from Phymastichus coffea, 333 nucleotides. Its product is annotated as protein Asterix. The record is from RefSeq and is a predicted model, not a curated record. The transcript has a single exon. Gene Ontology annotation, molecular function: protein folding chaperone. Lineage: Eukaryota; Metazoa; Arthropoda; Insecta; Hymenoptera; Eulophidae. Gene Ontology annotation, biological process: protein insertion into ER membrane. Bases 1 to 333 code for a protein of 110 amino acids. Gene Ontology annotation, cellular component: endoplasmic reticulum membrane.
AUGAACAGUUCAUCAGAUCCUCGUCGUCCAGACAAAGAAAUUCGCUACAGACCAUCAGCAGCAAGCAAUCAAACUCAGUCUGGUGAUGAUUUAACACCAGAUUACAUGAACAUCCUUGGAAUGAUUUUUAGUAUGUGUGGCUUGAUGAUGAGGUUAAAAUGGUGUGCAUGGGUAGCACUGUACUGUUCCUGUAUUAGUUUUGCUAAUUCAAGAGUCAGUGACGAUACAAAACAAAUUCUUAGCAGCUUCAUGUUAUCAAUAUCGGCUGUAGUAAUGUCUUAUUUGCAAAAUCCACAGCCAAUGACUCCACCAUGGGCAAGUGCAAUACAGUGA